Molecule: messenger RNA, 672 nt
Organism: Colletotrichum phormii
Lineage: Eukaryota; Fungi; Ascomycota; Sordariomycetes; Glomerellales; Glomerellaceae
Exons: 2
Source: RefSeq, a predicted model, not a curated record
GCUUUCGCAUCGUCGCCCGUUGACUCGCCGUCGUCGUCCUUCUUUGCCGCCGCCGCCCCGGACCUUGACGGUCUCGCCCAGGCACCAGCGCCCGUCGCCCGCGCCAUCCUCGUGGCCCUCUGCGAUGACCGAAGGGUUCGAGCCCAGGCGUUGAGGCAGCUUGAGCGGCUGCUGCGCUUCGAGGCCGAUGUCCGCGAGGAGGAGGAGGAGGAGGAGGAGGAUGCCGUCAAGAGGAGCCCCAAUUCCAUCUCAAGUCCGUCAAAUCCAAAAAAGAGAAAGGCAACCGGCGAGCCCAAGAUUUGUGUUCAGUGCGACGGCAUCUUCACGGCCGAUGAGAACAGCUUUGGGUCAUGUUGGUACCACUCAGGCGAGCUGGAGCUUUGGGAUGAGACGCAAAUACCACCAACAAUCUGGGACGAGGUAUCGUCAGACGAGCUGGACACGGAUUCCAAUCGCCUAGAGUAUCCCGCGGCGUUCCGAUGGUGCUGCUGCCAGAGGCUGGGCGACAGGCAGGGCUGCGUGCGCGGCAUGCACGAGGCCAACCCGGACAGGAGCAAAAAGGGCCGCGGCAACGAGCUGUCCGACCUCGAGGACGAUCCGCUGGAGCUCGACGACGCCUCGUCGCAGGAGUUGGGACCGCCGCCGCAUCAGCAGCACUACACGAUCUCGAGU